AUGCCGCCCGCCCUGAAGAACUGCUUCAGUGAUAUUACCGGUAAAGACAUCCUCCCCAUGAUGAUACUACCAGAUAUUCGACGUCGAGCAUCUGAGCUCCCUGGAGCUAUAUCCACCACGUUAGGUUGGGUCCUAUUCGGACCAUUCGCUCGAUAUCGUCGACCCUUCAAACACGUCUCCUUCUCGCCUGACACUGUCGAUCUCAGUACUCGUCGUCCUUCGCGUAAGUCCUUGAUCGCCAAAUCCAUAAUCCGAAAAAGAUCUUCGUUCCCAACUUCAUCUGCCUCUAUCUCGCUGCCACCAUCUGAUAUUCCCUUGUUCAAAGACUUAUGUCAGAUGUCCUAUGAAUCCACACAACUUAAGACCCAAACUGUAUUGGAACUGCAGACUCAUAUUGAAGAAAAUCCAUCUAGCAUACCAACUGAUUUAGUAAGCAGCGCACCUAAUAGUCCGGCCCCCAUAUCCCGUAUUACACAGAUGUUAACUGAACACGAACAUUUGACAGUGGAAGGGGACUCUAAGAUCAGCAAGGAGAUUUCAACGAUUAAUCAGGUGCUGAAAAGGACCAAGGAGUGGGAAAUAAAGAGCAGAACGAGAUCACAGUCUUCGGGGAGUGGUAGUGCCAGGAGAGAGCAAAAACUGGUAACAACAAAAACAAAGCAGUCAUCAGGUAGUGGAGUUGCCAAGAAAGAACAAAAAGCUGAUAACAGUGGAAAGAAAGGAAAGAAAAAUAUUUUACACAAGUUGAUCAGGAAUGCUAAAAGAGAUUACAUGAACACCUUUGUCACGAAAUACACUUCAGCAACAAAAUCACUUUGGUCUCACGUGGAUAACCUCUGCGGUAGAUCCAAACCUGAAACAGAAAUAAAAUCUAUCAUUAAUAAUGAAGGACAGGAAAUAACAAACACGCAACAAAUUGUAGAGGAAUUCGGAAGAUAUUACAACGAAGUAGGUAAAAAGCAAGCAGAUAAUAUACCUUAUACUUUAGAAAAUAAAGAGGGAGAAAAGGACAAGAUGACAAAUUAUAGACCGAUAUGUCUUAUAUCGAAUGUAGCCAAAAUUUUAGAGAAAUUAUUGAAGAUCAGAAUUGUCAAGUUCCUAGAAAAAAAUAAAAUUAUAUCUGAACACCAGUACGGUUUCAGAGAAGGUAAAUCGACUGAAGAUGCGAUUAGGAGAAUGAUAGCGAGGAUAAACGGUUGGUUAGAUGGUAGAAAAACUGGCCUGUGUGUCUUUGUAGACCUUGAAAAGGCCUUCGACACUGUUUCACACAAAAAACUUUCAGAUAAACUCUACCGAAACGGCUUCCGGGUGCGAUGGAUAAAUGUAGCACACUUCAUCGACGAGCAUUGUAUUAUAAAAUUAUGCUUCGGAUAA
Molecule: messenger RNA, 1374 nt
Organism: Harmonia axyridis
Lineage: Eukaryota; Metazoa; Arthropoda; Insecta; Coleoptera; Coccinellidae
Exons: 6
Coding region: 1-1374 (457 amino acids)
Source: RefSeq, a predicted model, not a curated record